Messenger RNA from Scophthalmus maximus (turbot), 2571 nucleotides. RefSeq names its product cytochrome P450 3A40. Gene Ontology annotation, molecular function: oxidoreductase activity, acting on paired donors, with incorporation or reduction of molecular oxygen, reduced flavin or flavoprotein as one donor, and incorporation of one atom of oxygen; heme binding; steroid hydroxylase activity. NCBI's taxonomy places the organism in Eukaryota, Metazoa, Chordata, Actinopteri, Pleuronectiformes, Scophthalmidae. Bases 83 to 1612 code for a protein of 509 amino acids. The record is from RefSeq and is a predicted model, not a curated record. The transcript has 13 exons.
GCAGCCUCCGUGCGCUGGUCAAACACCUCAAAUAGAGAGAAGAGAUCGACCACAGUCCACCCAAGUGAUCGCAGGAGGAGAGAUGGGCUACUUUCCGGACUUUUCCAUCGAAACCUGGACCUUGUUGGCGUUUGUCAUCGCUCUCAUAGCAGUAUAUGGAUACGCUCCAUAUGGCUUUUUCAAGAAAAUAGGCAUCCCCGGACCCACACCUUUGCCUUUCAUCGGGACAUUUUUGGAGUACAGAAGGGGCAUCCACAAUUUUGACACAGAAUGCUUUCAGAAAUAUGGUAGGCUGUGGGGAGUGUACGAUGGCAGACAGCCUCUCCUGGGGGUGAUGGACACAGAUAUGAUCAAAACAAUCUUGGUUAAGGAGUGUUAUUCUGUCUUCACCAACAGACGGGAUCUAGGCCUAAAUGGACCCCUCCGUGAUGCUGUAUCGAUAACAGAAGACGAGCAAUGGAAGAGGAUUCGCAGUGUACUCUCUCCGUCAUUCACCAGUGGCCGACUGAAAGAGAUGUACACAAUAAUGAUGAAGCACUCGAGUAACCUCAUCCAGAGUCUUCACAAGAAAGUAGAGUCGGAUGAAGUCAUAGAGGUUAAAGAAGUAUUUGGACCUUACAGUAUGGAUGUUGUGACCAGCACUGCUUUCAGCGUGGACAUCGAUUCCAUCAAUCAUCCCUCGGAUCCUUUUGUCACAAACAUAAAGAGAAUGGUCAAGUUCAACUUCCUGAACCCUUUACUUGUACUUGUUGUUCUGUUUCCAUUCUUGAAACCACUUUUUGAUAAGACUGAUGUGUCACUUUUCCCUGCUGAUGUGAUGGAUUUCUUUUACAAGUUUCUACAGAUGAUCAAAUCAGACCGGAACAAGAACGACCACAAAAAUCGAGUGGACUUCAUGCAGUUGAUGGUGGACUCUCAGGUUUCAGAAAACAACAAAGUUGAUAACAGUUCCCAAAAAGGGCUCUCUGAUCAUGAGAUCCUUUCUCAGGCCAUGUUUUUUAUCUUUGCUGGCUAUGAAACCAGCAGCAGCUCACUUUGCUUUUUAGCCUACAACCUGGCAACCCACCCUGAUACCCAAAAGACCUUGCAAAGGGAGAUUGAUGAAACCUUCCCAGACAAGGGUCGUCCAACCUAUGAAGCCCUGAUGCAGAUGGAAUACCUGGACAUGGUGGUGAACGAGUCACAGAGGCUGUAUCCGAUUGCUAAUCGACUCGAGAGAAUGACAAAGGCUUCUGUUGAAGUGAACGGUGUGAUAAUCCCCAAGGGGACUGUCGUCAUGAUACCAGUUUACACUCUCCACCGGGACCCUGCUUUGUGGCCUGAGCCUGAGGCCUUCAAACCUGAAAGGUUCAGCAAAGAGAACAAAGAUAACAUGGACCCUUAUGCGUAUCUACCCUUUGGAGCCGGGCCUAGGAACUGUAUUGGCAUGCGAUUUGCUCUCUUGUCGAUGAAGCUGGCCCUAGUGGAGAUCCUUCAGAACUUCAGCUUUGUCACCUGCAAAGAGACACAGAUUCCAUUGGAGCUGGCAAAUGAUGGCUUAACCUCACCUAAGGACCCCAUCAUACUGAACCUGGAGCCCAGAGGGAGUGCUGCAAAUUCUCCUUCAAUCUAAUUCUGAAUAUCUGGCAAUAACCUGGCAAAUCUCACCUUAACCUGCUGCUGACCUACAAUCAAGUCACCAGUUUUUUUUCUUCCUAAAGUGCCUCUUCUAGAAAAUAAUGAAUAUUUGUUUUCUUCCGUAGUAAUGUUAUAUGUAUUUCAAGUGCAGUAACAAAGCACUCAUGUUAAGACGAUUAUAGAGCAUAAUUCAAAAUGUAGUACUAGACAAGUUGGAGCGUAUAUAUAUACCUCAACAGUUAAGGCUCCAUUUAUAGAAUUUAAGUCUUUUUCAAACCAAGAUCAUUUUACCAGACUUGCAUAUUUUCAGAGAGCAUUUCAAUGACAAUAUUUUCUCUGCAUUGUCUCUGCAAUUGAAUACUGCUGACAAUCACAACAACAAAAUCUGGUUCGACUUCAUUAUUUUUGUUGUUUUGAUUUACUGACAUGGUUUCUGUUGUUUCCCAUUGUAUUUUAACAGACAAUACAAUGUGCUUUGAUCUUUUUUGAUAUCUUAAAAAUUUACAAACAAUGCUUUGUGACCAGUUCUCUUCUCAUCACCUUUGUGGGACAGAAUUAAAUUGCAAUACUUAAUGAUAAUUACUGUUUUCUUGACCUUUGUAAUCCCCUUAAGUAAAGUUAUUUUAUAAUGGGAUCAAAUAUUUUAUAGUGAACUCAGCACUAAACGGUUCAAUGUAAAGGUUUUAGUGGCAUCUAGCAGUGAAGUAGUGUAUUGCAACAAACCAAAUACCCCUUUCCUCACACUACGGUGGCCUUCAGGAAAUGUAAAACUGCGAAAUGCCCUUUCUCGUGCGUGUGUUUGGUUUGUCCAUUCUGGACUACUGUGGAAACACUGUGUUUCAAUAUUUAGUUUCAGAUGAUUUGACUAAUGAAAAUUUAAUCACGAAUUAUUAAUAUUUACUCACUGCUCCUUUAAGACUGACAUUUGAUAAAAUAAAUACUGUAUAUAUAUCA